Guyanagaster necrorhizus is the source of this 1014-nucleotide messenger RNA. RefSeq lists its product as uncharacterized. The record is from RefSeq and is a predicted model, not a curated record. NCBI's taxonomy places the organism in Eukaryota, Fungi, Basidiomycota, Agaricomycetes, Agaricales, Physalacriaceae. The transcript is spliced from 3 exons. The coding region runs from base 1 to 1014 and encodes 337 amino acids.
AUGUCCUCCGAAGAUCAUCAUCAAAAUGUACCCGUACAUGCUAGCAUCUCCACGUUCUCUUCUUUGACACUACAUGGGCUGUGCUCCUCUGAUGAAAAUCCCGCCGAAAUCACGCUUUCUCGAUCUCAGUCGUUUCCCGCAUCUCGCAUAGUCUGGAAAUACGUUCCUCUGCCUCGAAUUGAGAGCUGGGCUCCUCUUUCUCUUCCGAAUGAUGGUGCUCAUCUCGAACUUGAGCUGACUGACAGCAUAUCCGAGGGUAGAGUUGGCCUCGCGUACUCUGCACAGCCUAUUGGCAACUCGGUGGAGUUGGAUCUCCCUGACUUGUGCGUCAAAGUGAUGAAGCCAAGAUAUGGCAGAACUUUAGCGCGGGAAGCUUGGUUUUAUGAACAGCUUGCUCUCGAAGCGAAUUGUGAAGGAGUCAUCACGCCUCGCUGUUUUGGUUUCUUCACUGUUUCGCUUAAAGACUGCUUCGACGUCAAAGGACAACCUGUUUCGCAUGUCGAGCCUUGGGAGAAUAUCACGAUUAAAUCUCUUCAGACAGACUCUGAUGAUGCGGAGGGAUCAGACUACAGAGAUUGGUGGCUUCCUGACGAUCCCCCAUGGCUUGGAAAAUACUUCAAGGACGACGACGGUUGGAAGAGUGGAUCGCCUUGGAAUGAAUGGCGCCCAUCUCCGUCGGAUCCUCUGAUAUGCGUUCUUGUUCUGGAAAGGCUGGGAAAUGUAUACUUUGCUCCCAAAGAUCAAGAGAAGGAUGAGUUGAACGAUAUCCGCGAUGUUGUGCGUGAUUUGGGUUCCAUUGGAAUCCUGCACAGAGAUCUUCGAUACAGCAAUAUCGUACGGGCCACUAACGACGUUGUCUGUCCCAAUCAUCAACGUGCACACCGGUGGCGGUUGAUCGAUUUUGACGCGGCUGCGAAGGCUUUUGUCACACCCGAAGCACCGAUUGAUGCUAGACUUGCCAUAAUCUCGCAAGUUCAAGUGAUAGGCACGGGUUACUUCUGGGGAUGGAACUAG